GCAGGCCUGCACCAAAACUAUCCACAACCUCCCACUGCGGUGCCUCUGAAAGUAUCACUGAAACUGACGAGUGCGUUACUCGGCGAAUAUCUUGGCGACACAACGAGCGCAUUUACCUCGAUUAUCCCAUUCAGUACCUUUCGCGGACCUUCACCGAACGUCUUCUUCGCAACCUCCAGCACGCGCAUAACUAGCUACAAGCCUACAAUCUCAGCCUAAACCCCAGUUCUCAAAGAUGACGAGCACUAUUGGUAUUCCAAUCAAGCUCCUCAAUGAGGCAGCAGGCCACAUUGUCACGCUCGAAAUCACAUCUGGCGAAGUCUACCGCGGCAAGCUGAUUGAAGCUGAGGACAACAUGAACGUGCAGCUAAAGGACAUUACUGUGACUGCUCGUGACGGUCGUGUCUCACAUCUUGAGCAAGUCUACAUCCGGGGAAGCCAUGUACGAUACUUCAUUGUACCAGACAUGUUGAGGAACGCGCCCAUGUUCCGAUCGAGAGGUACGAGGGGUCGCGGUGUUGGUCUUGCGCGUGGUAGGGCCACAGUGAACAGGGCGAGGGCUAGCACUCGAGGUGGUGGACGUUGAACCAUGUGAGGAAUUCCGGCAAAGACACAACUUGAAUGGCAGUAGCAAGCAAGCAAUCCCAGGCGCAGCAGCUGUGAGGAUGCGCUUGAUGCGAUUGAUAAAUGGCAAGGGGGAUACACCGACAGGUAUGAUACCAGGUCACUUUUGCUGGGGCAUACGCUGAAAACGGGAUAGCAAAUUUGAUGAUACCUUGGAACACGAAUG
Molecule: messenger RNA, 790 nt
Organism: Bipolaris sorokiniana ND90Pr
Lineage: Eukaryota; Fungi; Ascomycota; Dothideomycetes; Pleosporales; Pleosporaceae
Exons: 4
Coding region: 236-586 (116 amino acids)
Biological process (GO): spliceosomal snRNP assembly; RNA processing
Cellular component (GO): pICln-Sm protein complex; spliceosomal tri-snRNP complex; precatalytic spliceosome
Molecular function (GO): RNA binding
Source: RefSeq, a predicted model, not a curated record